This is a messenger RNA of Fukomys damarensis (Damara mole-rat), 1904 nucleotides long. Its product is annotated as probable ATP-dependent RNA helicase DDX17. Gene Ontology annotation, molecular function: RNA helicase activity; RNA binding. The record is from RefSeq and is a predicted model, not a curated record. Gene Ontology annotation, biological process: alternative mRNA splicing, via spliceosome. Gene Ontology annotation, cellular component: ribonucleoprotein complex; cytoplasm; nucleus. NCBI's taxonomy places the organism in Eukaryota, Metazoa, Chordata, Mammalia, Rodentia, Bathyergidae.
AAUUACUUAUAUCACAAAAAUCUGUGUUUUAUCUAGGAUAUUUUCUGAAUAUUCUUUGUAAAAUGCAGAUUUUUUUUCCACAAAACAUUAGGAUUCUGUUUAUUAAACUUGUUUGUUUUAAGUAGGUAAAAAGAAAAGUUACAUUUAGCUGAAAGCAUUACACUAACAUUUACAUGAUUUAAGUAUUAGGUUAUUCAGCCCAAUUCCCAGCAGUGGACAGAAUAUCAAACUUGUGUCUCAAGGUUUCAUGGUUUUCCCACGUUCUUUGGCUAUUAAUUUCCCAGGUCACAGAGAUUGUCUUGAUCAUUGAAACAAGUGCAAAGUCUGAAAUAACCUUGAGUUGAGCAAAAUUUCGUUUGAUAGAAGCUGGGCUUGGUAGUAUAGUGAAAUUUUAGUGUAAUGUGUUCUUUGGUAAUUGAAAAGGGAGAAUUAAUGUGGAUAUUUCUGCAAAGGAAAAUAGGUGUGUGCUUUGACCAGGUUUUUCUUAAUAUAAGAGCAAAGAAAUUAAAUGUUAAGUCUCCUUGAAAAUAUAGUAAUAAAGUAUAUGAAGCUUCUUUUUUCAUUUUGCUCUGUGACUGGUUUAAAGGUAAGUUUGUAUGUUUUUGGUAGAUUUUGCCAGGCUUCUCCCAACAGAGUAGAAGUGAUUUAGCCCUGUAACUUAGUGGAUACUGCUUUUCUUCUGCAUCCCAGUUUUGAAAAGGUGGCACUGGAAUUUGCCAAUCUGAAGGCAAAUCUUCGCACAACUCCUGUGUAUAUAUUGGUUAAAUACAGAAGAGGCAGGAGUUCAGAUGGUUGGGUGAGAUUCCCUUAGGAUUUUACAACCAGUAAAGAUGCAAUGUCCCAUACAUAUCUCAAGAAACACUAAUCCUCUUUUACUCUGUUGGGAUGAGUCUUUUUUGUUCCUUCUCAGAGUGGUUACUAACUUCAUCUUCUCUCCUCUUGCUGUCAUCUGCAUUCGUGCUUCCCACCUGUUGUUGGCAUGUCCUUUACCUUCUCUUUCCUUGCCACAUCAACCUACACACUGAUUCAUCACUGUUGAAGAUGUGGAAGAUGUCAAGUUUGUCAUCAACUAUGAUUAUCCAAACAGCUCAGAGGAUUACGUUCACCGUAUUGGCCGAACAGCCCGAAGCACCAACAAGGGCACCGCUUAUACCUUCUUCACCCCAGGGAACCUAAAGCAGGCCAGAGAGCUGAUAAAAGUGCUCGAAGAGGCCAAUCAGGCUAUCAAUCCAAAACUGAUGCAGCUGGUGGACCACAGAGGAGGCGGCGGAGGAGGGGGUAAGGGAGGUCGCUCUCGAUACCGGACCACUUCUUCAGCCAACAAUCCCAAUCUGAUGUAUCAGGAUGAGUGUGAUCGGAGGCUUCGAGGAGUCAAGGAUGGAGGCCGGAGAGACUCUACAAGCUAUCGGGAUCGUAGUGAGACCGAUAGAGCCAGUUACGCUAAUGGCAGUGGCUAUGGAAGUCCAAAUUCUGCCUUUGGAGCACAAGCAGGCCAAUACACCUAUGGUCAAGGCACCUAUGGGGCAGCUGCUUAUGGCACCAGUGGCUAUACAGCCCAGGAGUAUGGUGCUGGCACUUAUGGAGCUAGCACCACCACCUCAACUGGGAGAAGUUCACAGAGCUCUAGCCAGCAGUUUAGUGGGAUAGGCCGGUCUGGGCAGCAGCCACAGCCACUGAUGUCACAACAGUUUGCACAGCCUCCGGGAGCUACCAAUAUGAUAGGUUACAUGGGGCAGACGGCCUACCAGUAUCCCCCACCUCCCCCUCCUCCUCCACCUUCGCGCAAAUGAGGCCACUUGAGAUGGGGCAACUUGUGCAGACUUACAUAUAAAGGAACGCUGUCUUUCCCCUUUUUUUUCUUCUUCCCCUUUUCUUUCUUUUUUUAGUUUUUUUUUUUUUUUUUU